ACUACCGCUCCUACAGUAAAUAUUUGUGUUUGCUCAACCGGCUGUAAUGGUGGACGACUGAGGCAGAGGAACGGAAUACAACUCGAGUGAAGAAAGAGGAAAACGGUCGAAAGUCUGCUUCAGAGCCAGCCGCCGCGAGUAGGACACGGGCUUCGUCGAAAAUGGAUGAACUCAAACAUCAAGUCAUGAUUAACCAGUUCGUCCUGACGGCGGGUUGUGCGGCAGACCAGGCGAAGCAGCUUUUGCAAGCGGCACAUUGGCAGUUCGAGACUGCCCUCAGUGCCUUUUUCCAAGAAACAAAUAUUCCAUAUGGCCAUCAUCAUCAAAUGAUGUGCACCCCAGCCAACACACCAGCGACGCCCCCCAACUUCCCCGACGCAUUGACCAUGUUCUCCCGGCUGAAGGCCUCAGAGAGCUUCAACAGCAGCAGCGGCGGAAGCCCCAUGGCUGCCUCCAUGGCCACCUCACCUCCUCCCCCCCAGGUUGGCGGCUGGGGGGUCUCACCAAAUGUACCUAAUGUGCCGCAACCUCCACAGGGACUCUGGACUCAGGGGCAGCCCCCCACACAGCCCUGCCCAGCCUGGCCAACGGGAGUGAACCCGCAUACGGGCGCAGAGCAGAAGGCUAGUGUAGCGAUGGAGGCAGAGAGAUGAAGGGCCGCAUGGGACUGAUGGGGGCAGGGGGGGUGAAUGUGGGAAGGGUGUGGGGGGGAAUAAUGGGUAGAAAUGUGUUUGGAUUUUUCUCCCCCCCACCCCCCCAAAAAAGAACUGAUGUAAUGGAAAGAGAGAUUCUACGCAAACCAAGAAAAACUCAACGUGGACAAUUUGAAGAGGAGAAAACCAAUGCAAGUGUCAGUACAGAAAAUAGAAAAAAAAAAGAUACGCACACACAUAGUAAUAAGAGAGCAACUGAGAUCUUUGUUAGUUUUUCCUAAGUAAAUGCAUAGAUAAAAGAAAUAUUAUUGAACUUAAAAAAAAAAAGAGAGAGAAAUGGGGGAGAGAAAAAAAUCGUCACGCCCAAGGAAUCUAUGUGAUGUUCAAGGACAUUCAAGGCAGCAAACAUCAGUUUUUCAUUGAGUUUUUUUUCUUCUUUUUUUUCAAUCUUUUCAGCCGGUGUUUUUCAGCCACUGGUGUUCUGUGUUUCUGCAACAGUCUUUGCUGCAUGAGGAGACAGGAACUUGCAAUGCAGUUUUUUUUUUUUUUUUGUUUUGUUUUUUUUUUUUAGAUUGACUCAAAAACCAUCACGCACUUGAGUGUGAGCGUGGACACAGUGAGAGCAGAUGUUCAGUUUGUAAUCAGAAAUGUACACACACACACACACACACACACACACACACACACACACACACACACACUCUUUAGGGUUUUAGAGGACACACCUUCAUACUAUCAUCCCCAUCGUGAAAGGUGGGACUUUUCUUACCUCACCUGGUGGUCACCUGACUUCUUUCAGCCAAUCAGGGAUUCUUCUUAAACCAACUGUUGCCGCUGCAGCCGCAGGACAUGUUUUUAAAGGUUUCUUCUUAAAGGCAGCAGCCACUCUGGUUUAUGCUCACCGAUCCUCGCUGCAAUGGCUUUUCCAGACACAGUUUUAAAAACAUGAACUCAGACUCCAACUGUCCACUGUAUACAUUUUUGUUUUUCUGGAGAUUUGGUUAGUACAA
Molecule: messenger RNA, 1663 nt
Organism: Archocentrus centrarchus (flier cichlid)
Lineage: Eukaryota; Metazoa; Chordata; Actinopteri; Cichliformes; Cichlidae
Gene: ubald1a
Product: UBA-like domain containing 1a
Exons: 3
Coding region: 162-653 (163 amino acids)
Molecular function (GO): protein binding
Source: RefSeq, a predicted model, not a curated record